AUGUCCUCCUCUCCCCAGCAAUUCGCCAACAAGGUCAUCGCCAUCACCGGCGGCGCCUCCGGCAUCGGCCUCGCAACAGCCCACCUCCUAGCCAGCCGCGGCGCUCGGCUCUCUCUCGCGGACCUCUCGCAGGAGGGCCUCGAGCGGGCCAAGGCGGAGAUCCAGGCGGCGCACCCAAGCGCCGAAGUGCUCACGACGGCGCUCGACGUGCGGCGGGCCGACGCCGUGGACGCGUGGGUGAGGGACACAGUCUCGCGGCUGGGCGGGCUCGACGGCGCGGCCAACCUCGCGGGGGUGAUCCCGGCGUCGAUCGGCACGAGGGGCGUCGCGCAGCAGGACGCGGCCGAGUGGGAGUUCGUCGUCGGCGUCAACCUGACGGGCGUCAUGCACUGCCUGCGGGCGCAGCUGGCGGUCAUGACGGCGGCGGAGGGGGGGGCCAGGGGCGGGAGUGUGGUCAAUGCGAGCAGUAUCGCGGGACUGACGGGGCGGGAGAAUAAUGCUAGCUAUGCGGCGAGUAAGCACGGCGUGCUUGGGCUGACGAGGAGUGCUGCGAAGGAGGUGGGUGUUAAGGGGAUUAGGGUUAACUCGAUUUGCCCAGGUCGGAUAGACACCCCGAUGGCCCGGAACGCAGCCGCCAUCUCAAAGGAUUCGGGCUCGAUCCUGGGGGUCAGCGGCAACGCCGACGCCUUCUCGGACGUGGCGCUCAAGCGCAGCGGGACGGCCGAGGAGGUCGCAAAGCUGAUCGCGUUCCUGCUCAGCGACGAGUCGACGUACAUCACGGGGACUUCAAUCAGCAUUGACGGGGGUUGGUUCUGCUAGAUUUUUGUGCGUGGUUAUUUAUAGGGACGAGCUAGACGAGA
Molecule: messenger RNA, 860 nt
Organism: Phialemonium atrogriseum
Lineage: Eukaryota; Fungi; Ascomycota; Sordariomycetes; Cephalothecales; Cephalothecaceae
Exons: 2
Coding region: 1-819 (272 amino acids)
Molecular function (GO): oxidoreductase activity
Source: RefSeq, a predicted model, not a curated record